AUGGACUGGAAACACGCCUCCCUCCAGCCAGGCUGCUACAAAAGUCCCCCCUUUUCAGUCGAAGCACCGAACUACCGCCCAGUAGCUGGCGAAACAAUACCCCGCCGAAACCCUUCACAUCCCGAUAAACUAAAAUCACUUUUAGAGCCUGGAAUAGAAACCGUCUACGAUAUCUUACACCGAGCGUCGAAAAAAUAUGCGCAUUUAAAAGCGGUGGGAACAAGAAAGUUCAUCCAAACUCAUCAUGAAACCAAAACAAUUCAGAAGAUGGUAGACGGGCAGGUAGUGGAUGAUGAGAAACAAUGGACAUAUUAUGAGUUGGGUGAAUAUCAGUACCUGACCUUUGCGCAAUAUGCGACCAAAGCGCUGCAAAUUGGCGCUGGCUACCGUGCACUUGGUCUCCAAAAGGGGGAUAAACUUCAUGUUUUUGCAACCACGAGUGCAAACUGGCUGCUCUCGGCCCACGCUGCAGCCACUCAAUCGAUUCCGAUAGUCACAUCCUACGCAACCCUCGGAGAAAAAGGUCUCGAGGUAUCGCUACUCCAAACUCAAGCAAAGGCAAUAUUCGUCGAUCCAGACCUCAUACCCAAACUUCUCAAGCCAUUACAAAAGGCUCAGAAUCUAGAAGCCCUCAUUUAUAAUGACGACGGACAAAUCAAACAGGGAGAUUUUGACAAUCUGAGACGACUCAAUCCCCGAAUCAAAAUCCUUAGUCUUGAAGACGUUCGCCAAAUGGGAGAGAACAACCCAGUCGAGCCGGUUCCUCCCAGUCCAGACGAUUUGUGUUGUCUAAUGUAUACUUCAGGUACAACAGAUGCACCAAAAGGAGUUCCGCUGAAGCACCGCAAUAUUAUAGCUGCUAUCGCUGGACUCGACUCGAUUUUCACGCCCUACCUCAGCACCGACGAUUCCGUUCUCUGCUACCUCCCCUUAGCCCAUAGCUUCGAAUUCGCCUUCGAGAAUGUAUGUUUCUACUGGGGCAUACAGAUGGGCUAUGGAAACCCACGAACGCUCUCCGAUACUUCCAUGCGAAAUUGCCAAGGCGAUAUUAAAGAAUUCAAACCUACAAUACUAAUAGGUGUUCCCGCAAUUUGGGAGAUGAUACGCAAAGGCAUCGAGCAGAAAAUCUCACAAUUAGGGACUCUACAAAGUUUUAUCUUCUGGAGAGCGAUGGGAUUGAAAACCUUCCUAUGUGGCUGGAAAUUACCGGGUCCAGGCAUGUUGGAUUAUUUGGUAUUUGAUGCUGUCAAGAAACAAACUGGCGGGAGGCUAAGGGCUUGUUUUAAUGGCGCUGGGCCAAUUGGGAAGGAAACAAGAAGAUUCAUAUCUUUCGCCAUUGCGCCCUUGCUCAUGGGUUAUGGAUUAACUGAAACCACCGCAAUGGGAGCUCUCAUGGAUCCAUUAGAAUGGAACGAUGAAACUCUUGGAGAUAUUCCAAGUUGCAUCGAAAUUAAACUAGUGGACUACCUUGAAGCAGGGUACUGCGCAGCGAACGAUCCUCCCCAAGGUGAAAUUCUGAUCAGGGGUGAUGCUGUCAUGGAUGGCUAUUACCAGAAUGACGAGUUAACGGCCGAGGCAAUUACACCCGAUAAAUGGUUCCGGACAGGCGAUAUUGGGGAGUGGGCACCCAAUGGACACCUAAAGAUUAUUGAUCGAAAGAAAAACCUUGUCAAAACUUUGAACGGCGAAUAUAUCGCACUCGAAAAGCUCGAGUCAAUAUACUCCACGAACAAUGUCGUCUCAAAUAUGAUCGUUUACGCGGCAGCAGACCAAACCAAUCCAAUCGCAGUUAUCGUCCCAGCACAUUCAGCCCUACAAACGCUCGCCAAGAACAAAGGGUUGGAAGACGACAACUUCGGCAGCCUUAUUCAAAAGCCGGCCAUAAAAGACAUGGUGGUCAAAGAGCUACAAAAUACCGCUCGCAAAGUCGGACUCGCAAGCGCGGAAAUUGUUCGAGGAGUCGUUUUGACGGAUUUUGACUGGACAAGUCAGAACGGGAUGCUUACUGCUGCUCAGAAGGUGAACAGGAGAAAUAUUGUUGAGCGUUAUCAGAAGGAUAUCAAUGCGGCGUAUGGGAAGAAAUAA
This is a messenger RNA of Venustampulla echinocandica, 2085 nucleotides long. RefSeq names its product putative long-chain-fatty-acid-CoA ligase. Lineage: Eukaryota; Fungi; Ascomycota; Leotiomycetes; Helotiales; Pleuroascaceae. Gene Ontology annotation, cellular component: lipid droplet; plasma membrane; endoplasmic reticulum. The transcript is spliced from 7 exons. The record is from RefSeq and is a predicted model, not a curated record. Bases 1 to 2085 code for a protein of 694 amino acids. Gene Ontology annotation, molecular function: long-chain fatty acid-CoA ligase activity. Gene Ontology annotation, biological process: long-chain fatty acid metabolic process; long-chain fatty-acyl-CoA metabolic process.